Gekko japonicus is the source of this 1357-nucleotide messenger RNA. RefSeq names its product haloacid dehalogenase like hydrolase domain containing 2 (gene HDHD2). The record is from RefSeq and is a predicted model, not a curated record. Gene Ontology annotation, biological process: dephosphorylation. Gene Ontology annotation, molecular function: phosphatase activity. Lineage: Eukaryota; Metazoa; Chordata; Lepidosauria; Squamata; Gekkonidae. The transcript is spliced from 7 exons. Bases 71 to 850 code for a protein of 259 amino acids.
GAAGGAGGGGGCUUUCGCUGUCCAAGGCAUUCCCUCGCCUCAAGCGGAGAGGGUCGCUCUAGCCGCAGGCAUGGCCGCUCGGCGUGCGCUCAAAGCUGUCCUGGUGGAUCUCAGCGGGACGCUUCACGUCGAGGACUCAGCUGUGCCGGGAGCGCAGGAAGCUCUUAAAAGGCUGCGCAGUGCUCCAGUCAAAAUCAGGUUUGUAACCAACACGACCAAGGAGUGCAAGAGGGACUUGCUGGAGAGGCUGAAGAAACUCGACUUCGACAUUCAGGAAGAUGAGAUUUUCACAUCUCUAACGGCGGCCAGAAACCUCCUGGAGGAGAAGCGGGUCAGGCCCCUGCUGCUCGUGGAAGACGGCGCGCUGCGUGAUUUCAGCGGGCUUGAUACAAGCGACCCCAAUGCUGUCGUAAUAGGAUUGGCUCCGGAACACUUCAAUUAUCAAAUGAUGAAUGAGGCUUUCCACUUGAUCCUCGACGGGGCUCCCCUCAUAGCCGUACACAAAGCUCGAUAUUAUAAGAGGAAAGACGGUCUCGCUCUCGGCCCCGGGCCGUUUGUUACUGGACUGGAAUAUGCCACCGACACCCAGGCUACCGUGGUGGGGAAACCGGAGCGGACGUUCUUCUUGGAAGCCUUGCGCGGUACCAGCUGUGCGCCGGAGGAAGCAGUCAUGAUUGGCGAUGACUGCAGGGACGACGUUGGCGGUGCGCAGAAUGCCGACAUGCUGGGUAUACUGGUCAAGACUGGCAAAUACCGCCCAGGCGAUGAAGGCAAGAUUAAGCCUCCCCCCUACUUGACCUGUGAGAGCUUCCCCCAGGCUGUAGACCACAUCCUCCACCAUCUCCUGUGAGGACAUCUAACGAGUUUGGAACGCCACCGUCCAGCCGCCGCACCUCAAAGUGUCCGGCAUCCUCAUUCUUUGAGCCAAGCUUUGAGCCAAGUUCUCUGGCGUAGCUCCAGCAGGACUGUACCAGACUGGUUGUGUGUGUGGGGGUGUGUGUGUGUGAUUGUAUAUUUGAAUGCUUCCUACAUAAAACAAGUCCCUGCACUUGGAAGAGCAGCAUUAUAAGCAAAGCGGGUUUUACCGUAGUGCCAGUCCUCUCUUUACAGGGAAUGCCACAUACAGGGGGAUUUCGAACCUGCAGUUCCUCUGCCUGAAGUCUGCAGGGGUUUUGUCCACCAUCAGACCACAUAUUCAUGCAGUGGCUGAACACACAGUUCACACAGACGCCGCACAUUUAGUGGGAAAGGAGAUGAAAUGGAGCCUGAAUCCGAAGAUGCUCCACAUGUUAUUUGAGACAGGGCAAGAAGGUUCUUCUCGCGCCUCCCACCUGUUUGAACCACACGGGAUUGGCAG